Arabis nemorensis is the source of this 870-nucleotide messenger RNA. Lineage: Eukaryota; Viridiplantae; Streptophyta; Magnoliopsida; Brassicales; Brassicaceae. The record is from the annotation of a GenBank genome assembly.
AUGCGGAGCACACCGUUGGGGACGACGGCGAUAUCACCAGCUAUAAUCAACCACUCCUCUAAUGGUCACUUCUCCUUCUCUCACUUCUCUAUCCAUCGUCGGAGACUCCACUCGUCUCUCUUCCUUCUCUCGCCGUCUAGGGUUUCUAUUUCUCAGUCUCCUUCUUCCAAAUCAGGAGGAGUAUGCAAUGCAAGUCAAAUAGUUGAUCUUUAUCCAGUGGUUUCACCUGAGAUCGUUGUUCGGGAAGCGAGGUUGGAGGACUGUUGGGAAGUAGCAGAGACUCACUGCAGCGCCUUUUUCCCGGGAUAUUCGUUCCCGCUUGAUGUUGUGAUGAGAGUAGAUAGGUUAAUGGCGAUGGUAAUGGGGUUUUCUAUUCCACCAGGAUGCAGGAGGAUUUGUUUAGUAGCUGUUAUAGGUAGCUCGGUUGACGAAACCAUCUGCAUUGGAAGUGGAGAUUUCAAAAUCGGAGCUUUUGAUGCUAAGAUUAGCCUGAACAAAGGUUAUGUAGCUGGAAUCUUGACUGUUGAUACCGUGGCGGAUUUCCUUCCAAGGAAAGGACCUCUCCGCCAAAGAAGAACUGGGAUUGCUUACAUAUCAAAUGUGGCGGUUCGAGAGAGUUUCCGGCGCAAGGGAAUAGCAAAGAGACUCAUAUGGAAAGCAGAGGCUUUAGCCAAGCACUGGGGUUGUCGAGCUAUCGGUCUUCACUGUGAUCUCAACAACUUAGGAGCCACCAAACUUUACAAAGAUCAAGGUUUCAGAUCCAUCAAGAUCCCCGAAGGAGCGACUUGGCCACAACCAAAGACAUCUCCAGACACAAGAUUUAACUUUAUGAUGAAGCUCUUGAACAACAAACAAUACACAAGCCCGUGA